GUUCAUACUGAAAACAGAAAUUGCACCGUGAGCUGCAGCCAUGGCAGAUGGCAAGACAGGAGGAGCCGGGCAGUUUGCAAAGCAGGUCCAAAAGCGAUUUAGCCGAGCCCAAGAGAAGGUGUUGCAGAAACUGGGCAAGACGGUAGAAACCAAAGAUGAGCAAUUCGAGCAAAGCGCUUACGAUUUCCAGCAGCAACAGACUGAAGGCCAGAAACUCUACAAGGACCUUAAGGCUUUCCUCAGCGCUGUGAAAGUGAUGCACGAAAGUUCCAGGAAAGUGGCGGAAACCCUGCACGAAAUUUACCAUGUGGAAUGGGAUGGACACGGGGACUUGAAAGCCAUUGCAGAGAGCAAUGACCUCCUGUGGGAAGACUACGAGGAAAAACUAGCUGACCAGGCGGUGAGAACCAUGGAGAACUACAUGGCUCAGUUUGGUGAAAUCAAGGAGCGAAUUGCUAAGCGGGGGCGGAAGGUGGUGGAUUACGACAGCGCCAGGCAUCACCUGGAGGCGCUGCAGAAUGCCAAGAAGAAAGAUGAAGCUAAGAUUGCAAAGGCUGAAGAGGAAUUCUACAAAGCGCAGGCUGUGUUUGAGGAUCUUAACAAAGAACUUCGAGAGGAGCUCCCGGUUCUUUAUAACAGCCGCAUUGCUUGCUACGUGACCAUCUUCCAGAAUAUUUCCAAUUUAAGAGACAUCUUCUACAAGGAGAUGAGUAAGCUGAACCACGACUUGUAUGAGGUGAUGAGCAAACUGGAAAAGCAGCACUCCAGCAAAGUCUUUAUCAUUAAAGGGGUGCCGAGUAACAGGCGCUCACUGGUCAUCUCCUCCCCGGUGAGUCGUCCUCCUGUCGUUUUCACAUCACUGGGAAAUUCUGCAGAUGGGACCCCUGAGCUGCCUCCUAACAAUUCAACGUGUCAUGCGAGAGAAUCUGUUUCUUCAGCAGCAGAGGGGGAGGCCGCAUCCUCCGGUGGCAGCGAAAUCCAGGAUGAGCGGCCGGCAUCUCCUGCUGCUGUUUUGACCCCCGACAAGAGAGAGUCCAUGUCAGCAGCAGAGGUGCAGUCCGGGUCCUCUGGUGCCAGUGAAAUCCAGGAUGAGACACCCACCUCUCCUGCUGUUCCGAUGCAUGACAAGAGAGAGUCCCUGUCAGCAGCAGAGGUGGAGUCCGGGUCCUCUGGUGCCAGUGAAAUCCAGGAUGAGACACCCACCUCUCCUGCUGUUCCGAUGCAUGACAAGAGAGAGUCCCUGUCAGCAGCAGAGGUGGAGUCCGGGUCCUCUGGUGCCAGUGAAAUCCAGAAUGAGAAUCAGACUGGGACUCUGGAGGAACCCAGCCGAGUGACAGAGAGGUCAUACCGGGGAGUUGAAGAUAUUGCAGCAGCUACGGCUGCAGAGAUUCUAUCUGCCGCUAUAGCUGAGGCUGUGGGCAAAGCCAAAAUGUCUCUGCCGCCCUCUGAUGGUGCAUCAGCCCAAACCCAGACUCCAGGAAGCCUGGAGGCCGACGCUAGAGACCUGCAGGGGGGAAAUGAAUGCUCUGUACUCCAUGCGAGCAAUGAAAUCCCAUCUCUGCAAGCACCCCCUUCACCUGACUUGAGAGAGGAGACCAACCCAUCAGGAGAUACCCAACCCACAGCUUCCCAGCAAGAAUCAAGUCAGCCAGGAAACAGGAUGCCCCUCAGUGAGGUUUUAGUUUGCCCUGAAAAUGCCACGUACCCUCCUGAUGAAGACACUUCCCCUCCCACCCCAGUCCAUGAAGUCCAUCAAGACCCAGCCAGCACCCGUGGCUCCAGUCCACCCAAAGCAGAGGAACGGGCCAAUGGCCAGAAGCAGCCACAGACAGAGACUGAGCGGACCAUUUGCCAGCCAAGCCGGGAGGCCGAAGAGGACCGGGGCAGCGAGGGGAGCAUGGAAGAACUAAACAUUUCCCCAACGGUGACUGAAACGCAGAUGAUGUUUGGCUUCACUCCAAAUGGUGAAACAGGCAGCAGCAGCCAUGAGCUGCCUGUGGGCUUCCUCUUCAAGGCUCAAGCAAUCCAGACUCACAUAUCAGACGAUGAAAAUCAUCUGCAGUUCAGGGAAGGGGAGAUAAUUCUGGUGGUAACCAACUCUCAGGCCCAGGAAGAAGGAUUUCUGACCGGCUUCAAAGAGAGUGAUUGGAAGGUGAACCGGGAUCUCCUACAGAAGAGAGCUUUCCCCCAAGAUCUCAUCAGACCCAUCUCCUCCAAAUGAGUCUAGCGCAUCAAAGCGGCUGGGGUGGAGUGGGAGGGAAACAGGAUCUAUUUAUGACAGGUUUCAGAGUAGCAGCCGUGUUAGUCUGUAUUCGCAAAAAGAACAGGAGUACUUGUGGCACCUUAGAGACUAACAAAUUUAUUUGAGCAUAAGCUUUCGUGAGCUACAGCUAACUUAAUCCGAAAGCAGUAACAUUGCCGUUGUAACCAAAGAGUGCUUUGCCACAUCCAUCCGAUUCAGAAUGUCAAACUGCAACGGGACAUGUGGGGACGGGAGACAAAACCUGUCACGUUCAUUUUGUUUUGAGAAAGUGGGAAUUAAUGGAGCUGCACCUUACUGGCUGGUAUAGGAACAAGCUUCAGUUUGAUUCCACAGUGCCUGCUGCAUGCCCCUUAGAAAAAGCACAGAAAUCUGGUUUCAGAGUAACAGCCGUGUUAGUCUGUAUUCGCAAAAAGAAAAGGAGGACUUGGGGCACCUUAGAGACGAACCAAUUUAU
Molecule: messenger RNA, 2717 nt
Organism: Caretta caretta (loggerhead turtle)
Lineage: Eukaryota; Metazoa; Chordata; Testudines; Cheloniidae
Gene: BIN2
Product: bridging integrator 2
Biological process (GO): podosome assembly; plasma membrane tubulation; phagocytosis, engulfment
Cellular component (GO): podosome; plasma membrane; cytoplasm
Molecular function (GO): phospholipid binding; protein binding
Source: RefSeq, a predicted model, not a curated record